AUGGCUUUUGCCAGUAACUUGAAUGAGAAAAGUUCAGAAGCCACAAGACGACUCAAGGAAAGUCUAUACAGCACGAAGCCGAGGAUAGAAGAAGACACUAUCUCCCGAUCUCAGAAAGAGGAGAAGCACUUCAGAAUUGGUAGCGGUGUUAAGAGGCAUGGCGAUAAGGUGCAUUGGCCAAAAAAAAUGAGAUCAAAUCCAAAUAGGCGCAAUCCUGAUCACUGGUGCGAAUUUCACAACGAUCAUGGUCAUAAAACGGCAGAUUGCAUAUUGCUACAAGGCGAAGUUGAUCAUUUAUUAAAGCAAGGGUAUCUCAUUGAAUUAUUCAGUGAGAAAGGUAAGCAAGCAUACAUGAAGAACAGGCAGGAGCCCCCUAAACCUCCUUCUCCCAAAAGGACCGUUAAUGUUAUAAGCGGGGGUGAAGAAAUCAAUGGUGUAAUGUACACUGCAGCCAAUAAAGUUUCCAAAGUCACAAUUACCCACGGAAAGCGGGUGCGACAUGUCUUAGAGGAAGAAAGCAUUACGUUUGAUGAUGUAGAUGCAGAUGGCGUGUUAACUCCACAUAACGAUGCACUGAUGCAAGCUGAAGAUAAACUAGUACCAAAGGCGCAUACUUUGUCUGGAUUCGACAAUUCCACCGUUGUGACGAAAGGGGAUAUAACACUUACUACAUUCGCAGAAGGGGUUGUCAAAGAUACAAAGUUUCAGGUGGUAGAGAUGGAGAUGACUUACAAUAUGAUCUUUGGGAGACCAUGGAUACACGAGAUGGAUGUCGUUCCGUCUACCUUACAUCAAGUUAUUAAAUUUCCAUCACCAUGGAGGAUACGUCAAAUCCGUGAGUCUCCCGAGGAUCAUAUUGUAAGCUAUGGAUACGUCAAAAAUCCGGUGAUUCAAGAUGAGGUCCAAAAAUUACUAAUAGAUGCAAACAAUUAG
Nicotiana tabacum (common tobacco) is the source of this 933-nucleotide messenger RNA. The record is from RefSeq and is a predicted model, not a curated record. Lineage: Eukaryota; Viridiplantae; Streptophyta; Magnoliopsida; Solanales; Solanaceae.